UCACCGACUAUUUUCCACUAGAGGCACACUCUUUUGAGGGGUGGAAUUCUUGAUUCUUCAUGCAGUCAUGGAUCUGGAUAAAUCAUCUGUCUGGGGGUCAUUAAAACAGCGGACCAGACCAUUGUUAAUCAACCUGAGCAAGAAGAAAGCCAAAAAGAACCCAAGCAAACCCUUGGAUUUAAGGGUGCAGCAUCACUUGGACAGGCGCCUCAGCCUCUCUGUGCCUGACCUCCUGGAAGCAGAGGCCUUGGACCCUGAGGGCCGGCCUUACUCAGGGCCCCAGUCAUCCUAUACCUCAGUACCCAAUAGCCUGUCCACAGCAGGCAUCGUCCCCAAGAGCAGCAGCAGUUCCCUGAAGCAGUCUGAGGAAGAACUGGACUGGAGCCAGGAGGAAGCAAGCCAUAUCCAUGGGGUGGACACCGACUCUGAGGAGAUCUAUGCCUCUUCUGCGGAAGAGAGGCUGGCAUCCAGCCAAAGUGGCUUGGAUCUGCACAAACAUCCCCUUGGAGGGGAUGCUCCUGAGGAGCCAGAGAAGUCACGUGGCAAUGACGAUCUGAAUGCUUCUAUGACAUCUCAGCAUUUUGAAGAUUCUGUGAGUGAUACACUUGGAGAAGCUGAUGAUUGCUUGAGUCACCUUCCCAGCCCCUUUGCAUACCUCCUCACCAUUCACCUGAAGGAAGGCCGCAACCUUGUGGUCCGGGAUCGCUGCGGCACAAGUGAUCCGUAUGUGAAAUUUAAGCUCAACGGGAAGACGCUGUACAAAAGUAAAGUCAUAUAUAAGAACUUGAACCCGAUUUGGGAUGAGAUAGUUGUGUUGCCGAUACACAGCCUUGACCAAAAGCUUCGUGUGAAGGUGUACGAUCGAGACUUAACCACAUCUGACUUCAUGGGUUCUGCCUUUGUCAUUCUCAGGGAUCUUGAACUUAACAGGACUACUGAACAUAUAUUAAAAUUGGAAGAUCCAAACAGUUUAGAAGAUGACAUGGGAGUGAUUGUGCUAAAUCUGAACCUAGUUGUAAAACAGGGUGAUUUCAAGAGGCAUCGUUGGUCAAAUCGGAAGCGGUUAAGUGCCAGCAAGUCCUCUUUGAUCCGCAACCUACGGCUCUCAGAGUCCCUGAGAAAGAACCAACUCUGGAAUGGAAUUAUAAGUAUAACUCUGUUGGAAGGGAAGAAUGUCUCAGGAGGGAACAUGUCAGAGAUGUUUGUCCAGUUAAAACUGGGAGAUCAGAGAUACAAAAGCAAGACACUGUGUAAGAGUGCAAACCCGCAAUGGCAGGAACAGUUUGACUUUCACUACUUCUCUGACAGGAUGGGCAUUUUGGACAUUGAAGUGUGGGGAAAGGACAGCAAAAAACACGAGGAGCGACUGGGCACGUGUAAAGUGGAUAUCUCAGCACUGCCGCUGAAGCAAGACAACUGCUUGGAGCUACCUCUGGAGAGCUGCCUAGGGGCUCUCAUCAUGUUGAUCACUGUGACUCCCUGUAUUGGAGUCUCCAUCUCUGACCUCUGUGUCUGCCCCUUAGAGGAUCCCAGCGAACGAAAGCAGAUUUCCCAGAGAUAUGCCUUCCAGAACUCACUGAAGGAUGUGAAGGACAUUGGCAUUCUACAGGUGAAGGUUCUGAAGGCUGCAGACCUCUUGGCAGCUGAUUUCUCAGGGAAGAGCGAUCCUUUCUGCCUGUUGGAGUUGGGUAACGACCGACUUCAGACACACACCAUUUACAAAAGCCUCAACCCUGAGUGGAACAAAGUUUUUACAUUCCCUAUUAAAGACAUCCAUGAUGUUCUGGAAGUGACAGUGUUUGAUGAAGAUGGAGAUAAAGCUCCAGAUUUUCUUGGAAAAGUUGCCAUCCCCUUGCUGUCUAUUAGAGAUGGACAACCAAAUUGCUAUGUGUUGAAGAAUAAAGAUUUGGAACAAGCUUUUAAAGGGCUUAUUUACUUAGAGAUGGAGCUCAUAUAUAAUCCAGUUAAAGCAAGUAUCAGGACCUUCACUCCCAAAGAGAAGCGCUUUGUGGAAGAUAGUCGCAAGCUGUCCAAAAAGAUCUUAUCAAGAGAUGCAGACAGAGUGAAAAGACUCACUAUGGCAGUAUGGAAUACAAUACAAUUCUUCAAAAGCUGCUUUCAGUGGGAAUCCACAUUGAGAAGUUCAAUAGCAUUUGUGGUGUUUUUGGUCACUGUCUGGAAUUUUGAACUCUACAUGAUCCCUCUGGCAUUGUUGCUUAUCUUUCUGUACAACUUUCUCAGGCCCACAAGAGGGAAGGCCAGCAGCACCCAGGACAGCCAGGAGAGCACAGACAUAGACGAGGAAGAGGAGGAGGAAGAGAAGGAAUCUGAGAAAAAGGGAUUAAUCGAGAGAAUCUAUAUGGUACAGGAUAUUGUUUCUACUGUCCAGAACAUCUUGGAGGAAGUCGCUUCUUUUGGAGAAAGGAUUAAGAACAUGUUUAACUGGACGGUCCCCUUCCUUUCGCUGCUGGCCUGUUUGAUUCUGGCCAUUGCCACUGUGGUUUUGUAUUUCAUCCCUCUCCGGUAUAUUGUUCUUCUCUGGGGCAUAAAUAAAUUUACUAAGAAGCUUCGAAAUCCUUAUUCCAUCGACAAUAACGAGCUCCUGGACUUUCUCUCCAGGGUGCCCUCGGAUGUUCAGAAGGUGCAGUAUGCAGAGCUGAAGCUCUGCAGCAGCCACAGCCCACUUCGGAAGAAGCGGAACACUGUCUAGGGAUCACACUGACUGAGGACCACAGCAUCCUAUGUGUAGCUGAUCAGACCUCUGUCCUGGCUGCUCCAGUGGUACUGACGUGUGCUGAAAUGGGUGCUCUGUGCAGCCCUCAUCAUUCUCCACUGACUGCACAUAUACAGAUGUACACACACCUGCACACAAGUCUCCAAGCAUGAAUAUCCCUGAUGCCUAGACAUUUAACCCAGCAAAAGGCAUCAAGUCUGAGACCGUGAGAGUCUCUCAUCCAUUUGUCGGUAGGACAUUAAAACCAGGUGUCCGUGUAUCUGAACACUAUCCUUGAGAACAGCCAAACCACUUGAUUCCAGGAUCAUGCUAAACUUAUUUCAGUACCGUCAGCAGAAUUUCACUAAGAUUCAGUAAUUUCCAUCUGGAGCUGGUGGCUCACAUGUGUAAUCCCAGCAAUGAAGAGGCCAAAGCAGGACAGUCACAAGCUCAGUGCCAUCUCAGGAGCUGUAUCAUGUCAGCCUCUGCUCCAUUGCAAAGCUCUGUCAUAAAAUGCAGUCAUCAACAGAGGUGCAGUUAUUUCCAGUCUCAAUCCCGCCAUUCAUUGCAGAAUAUUUUGUCAACAUCUAUAUCCAUCCAGAUAAUGUACAUUAGAAAAUGAAUAUUUAAUGACUUCCAGAAUUAAUACAAAUAGUUUGGAAUCAAACUGUGAUUACUCAAGACAUGUUUGUUUUUGGUGACAUGUUAGCAUUGGAUGCCAGUUUGUAUUGUAUCUCAGCUGUUGUUGACAAGGGGUGUCAUUGAAGGUCCCAAGGAGUCACUCAUUUGAAGAGGAGGGAUUUCAUGAUAGUAUUUCAUUGCUGUAAAAUGUUAUUUCUUCCAAUUUCACAUUUUGUUUAUUACCAAAAUGAGAUGUCGAUAUACAUCCUCAGAGAAAUGGUGGGAUGAGAGGAGACUGGCUAAUAAUAUCAGAAAGUACUUGGGAAUAUAAAAGUAUGAAGGGUCUUAGUUACAGCCUCUUGGUGAAAUAUAAUUGUUCUAGUUACCUGAUGUUGUGAGCAGACAGUUAAAAUGGCUUUGUUUGUACAAAUUUGUCUUUUGUCUUUCUGAGAGUCAAAAUAAGAUGUAAAUAAUAAAAGCUUAAUUCAAAGCCUUGUUCAUACAAAACAA
Phodopus roborovskii (desert hamster) is the source of this 3844-nucleotide messenger RNA. RefSeq names its product multiple C2 and transmembrane domain containing 2 (gene Mctp2). Bases 68 to 2710 code for a protein of 880 amino acids. The transcript has 22 exons. The record is from RefSeq and is a predicted model, not a curated record. Gene Ontology annotation, cellular component: synaptic vesicle membrane. Gene Ontology annotation, molecular function: calcium ion binding. Gene Ontology annotation, biological process: regulation of neurotransmitter secretion. Lineage: Eukaryota; Metazoa; Chordata; Mammalia; Rodentia; Cricetidae.